This is a messenger RNA of Orussus abietinus, 1116 nucleotides long. RefSeq names its product dnaJ homolog subfamily B member 13-like. Lineage: Eukaryota; Metazoa; Arthropoda; Insecta; Hymenoptera; Orussidae. The record is from RefSeq and is a predicted model, not a curated record. The transcript has 6 exons. Gene Ontology annotation, cellular component: cytosol. Gene Ontology annotation, molecular function: protein-folding chaperone binding. Bases 1 to 1116 code for a protein of 371 amino acids.
AUGGCUUGCGACGAUAAGUGUGAUUGCGAGCAUCUUGGCAUCGAUUAUUAUGGGGUCUUGUCUUUGAAGAAGGACUGCCAUGAUCUGGAGAUCAAGAAGGCAUUUCGAAGAUUGGCCAUUUCCUACAAUCCGGAGAGGAAUAAGGAUGAGAGUAUCCAGGCAGUUUUUUCUCUGAUAACCGAGGCAUAUGAUGUCCUUUCAGACCCCCUCAAAAGAGCUGUUUAUGACCAAUAUGGAGAAGCGGGUCUGAAACGUGGUGUUCCUGGUCCUGAGAAUUAUAUUCCGCCAUAUGUUUAUCAUGGGGAACCAUUGCGGACGUACAGGGAGUUCUUCGGAACUUGCAGUCCUUAUGCGAAUCUCUUGGAUGUCCUGACGCGUCCACUUCCUUUGCAGGAGUUUCCGGAAGGACGAGGCUUGAAACGCAAGGAGGAGCCUUUAAUAAAGUCAUUGCAGUUGACCCUUGAAGAGGUCUUUUUCGGCGGAGUGAAAAAAAUGAAGAUCCAGAAAUUGGUACUAGUGGGCGAUGACAAGUCCACGACAGUACCCAAAGAGAAGAUCUUGACCAUUUUUGUGAAACCGGGCUUUCCUACAGGCACUGAAAUCGUGUUCCCCGAAGAAGGUGAUCAAGGACCCACGAAGAUCCCUGCUGACGUUAUUUUCGUCACGGAAGAUCGUCCUCACGAGACGUUUAAGAGAGAUGGAUCUAAUUUGCUAAUGACGGUGGACUUGUUCCUGAGAGAAGCCCUCACGGGAACUGUCGUCACCGUCAACACGAUUGAUGAAAGAAUCCUUCGAAUCCCUAUCACGAGUGUCGUGACAGCAGACUAUCAGAAGCUCAUCCCCGGCGAAGGUCUACCUAUCGUGGAGGAUCCGAAAUUCAGAGGAGAUCUAAAAAUUAAUUUUAACAUCGAGUUUCCGGUUUAUUUGCCUAUCGCUAGUAAGAACUACAUCAAGAGAGCGUUCAGAGAAUCUUAUCCCGAAGAUGAGAAGGAAAACACCGAGUACGUUCAUCGAUUAUUAUUGGCGGAUAAAAUGCGAAGAAACGUUGACGAAGACAUAUUGCUCAGAAGGGAGCCGAACGACGAGCUCAACGAGUUGAGACGGCUUUGUAAUUAA